This is a messenger RNA of Mercurialis annua (annual mercury), 847 nucleotides long. Its product is annotated as probable pectinesterase 66. Bases 1 to 774 code for a protein of 257 amino acids. The record is from RefSeq and is a predicted model, not a curated record. The transcript has 4 exons. NCBI's taxonomy places the organism in Eukaryota, Viridiplantae, Streptophyta, Magnoliopsida, Malpighiales, Euphorbiaceae. Gene Ontology annotation, molecular function: pectinesterase activity. Gene Ontology annotation, biological process: cell wall modification.
AUGCAGCUUCUUGAUUCAAAUUUGUUGAAUGUAAUCAUGUUAAUUCUUUGUUAUAUUACUGCAACUACAUGUAAAGCUUUAAAUUGUCAAUUACAUGAUUUUAAAAAUGUUGCAUAUACAAUUAGUGUUCAUAAGUCAGGCAGAGCAAACUUUACUACAAUUCAAUCUGCAAUUGAUUCAAUUCCUGACAGGAAUUCUCGGUGGAUUCGUAUCCAAUUUUCUCCGGAAAGAGAAAAAGUUACAAUUCCUGAGAACAAGCCUUGCAUUUUUCUCCAAGGUGCUGGCAGAAAGCUGACAAUUAUUGAAUGGGGAGAUCAUGAAACUACAAAUACUAGUGCAACUUUCACUUCAUUUUCUGAUAAUAUCAUAGCUAGAGGGAUUACAUUCAAGAAUACAUAUAAUUUAGUAGAGAAACCGAAUAGGCGUGACUGGAAACAAGCCGUGGCAGCAAGAAUACGGGGAGAUAAAUCAGCAUUUUAUCACUGUGCAUUUCAAGGAGUACAAGAUACGUUAUGGGACGAAAAAGGCUGUCAUUUAUUCAAAAAAUGUUACAUCGAAGGUUCCGUUGAUUUCAUUUUCGGCAAAGCCAAAUCUAUCUAUGAGAGAUGUUUAAUAUAUGUGAACAUAGGAAGAUACAAGCCAGAAUUGAAAGGAUAUAUAACAGCACAAAAAAGAGAAGGGAACAUGAAAAUGGAUUUGUGUUCAAAAAUUCAGAAAUUAGAGGAAUUGGUAAAGCUUAUCUUGGAAGAGCAUGGGGACCUUAUUCUACUGUAAUUAUUCAUAACACAACUUUAUCUGAUGUUGUUCUGCCUCAAGGUUGGAAUGCCUGGGAUUACGUCCUGCACGA